AGUUCAGUUGGUUACAGUCCAGUUUAUAUCUGUUAUCAUAAUUCAAUAUUUCAAUCCAUAUAAAUAUUCACCUAUCUGAUGUACCGAGAAGGACAAAUUCGCCUCUAAAGAAAUUGGACCAUCUAAUUUCACAAAAAGAUAGUUAAGCAAAGGAAUUUUUAUUCUAAAAGAUAAAUUAUGGCUGUCCCUGGUAAAAAAGUACCAAAGAACUUAUCUUCAUCCCUGUCUCAAGGUUCUGGAGAGGAUUUUGAAGUUUUCUGCCAGCCAUGUGACAGAGAUGACCUCAGACUACCUGCCACUGGGUACUGUGUAGAUUGUGAAGAGCACCUGUGUGACUCAUGCUUUAACACCCACAGGAGACCAAAACCACUUCGACAUCAUAAACUCCUAGAUAAAGACAACAUGCCACAGACACAAAAUCUUUCUACAAUGUCUAGUUCUACACAUGUUGGCCAGCCAGAUGAACUUAAAACUCCUUGCUCUAAACACACCAAAGAAAUGAUCAAGUUCUACUGCCAUGACCAUAAAGCAAUUCUAUGCAGUGUAUGUGUGACCCUUGACCAUCCCCGUACAUCCUGCCAAGUUGACUACAUACCUGAUAUAUCAGGACACUUCAUUAACAGCACUGAGUUCAAAGGUACUCUUAAAGAGCAUGACAAAAUAAUUGAGAAAUGUCAGAAGAUUACAGCAGGUCUGAGACAAAUGGUUGCAAAAUCAAACACUUCUCUGACAGAUGUUCUCAAAGAAAUAACAAAGUUUCGAGAAGAGAUCAACCGAAGAUUAGAUGAACUUGAAAAGGAAGCUUCAGAUGCAGCUAAUAUUCUAAAACAAGAGAAUGAAACAAGGUUGAAGACUACAGCAGAAACAUGUGAUAGUCUGAUAAAAUCUCUGAAAGCAUCAUCUGAUAUGAUCAAACAACUCAACACAACAAAGAAAGCAGACAGACUUUUCACCGAGCUUAAAAAUGCUGAGCAACUAAUCCGAGAUAGUGAAAAGAAAAUGAUGCAUGUAAAAUCCACUGGAGUUACAAAAGAAUAUACAUUUGAUCCAAGUCAAGCCAUUCAAACACUUCUUCAAAAUGAGAAGUCACUUGGUAAAUUAACAGCUAAAAUACUAGAACAGCCAUGUCCAGCUUUAAAAUCAAGGACAAUAUCACCUCAAAAAAACAUCGGUGUCAAGAUGUCAUCAGAUAAAAAUGACUGUUACAUAACGGGCAUUGCAGCUUCUUUCCCAAACCAAAUAUUUCUAGUAGAUUAUAACAAUCGCACAAUUAAAAUGGUAGACAUCAAUACUCAAGCUAUUCAACAACUGAGCCUAGAUUCAUAUCCCUGGGAUAUCACCACAACCACCAGAGAUAAACUUGCUGUAACAAUGCAAAGUCUCAGAACAAUACAGUUGAUAUCCUACUCCUCAAACAGACUUUCUAAGAAAAACACACUUAAUGUAGAUGGAGUGUGUUAUGGUAUCAGUUACUGUCAGGGAAAACUUGCAGUAACAUUUGUGAUUCCUGCAAAACUGCAAAUCAUGGACUUGAAAGGUACUGUACUAACAACAGUCAUAACAAACUCAAAUGGUGAAAAUAUUUUCAGAAGCCCAGAAUAUGUCACCACCAACAGCAAUGCUAUAUAUGUAUCUGACUAUGCAAUGCAUGCAGUUUUCUGGUUAAACUGGCAGGGAGAACUAAUGGGUAGUUAUGGAGGCAUGGGAUAUCCACAAGAUAUUGCCAUGUUAGAUGAUGGAUCAUUCUGUGUGAGUGAUGCCCAAACAGACAAAUGUAACAUACUCAAUGUAACUGGUGACUGUAAAAAGAGUACAACUGUACUGAAUGAGUUAGAUUAUCCUUGGUCAAUAUACCUGUGUGAAUCAAGCAGUACACUUUAUGUCAGAAACUUCAGUGAUAACGAACAGGACAGAAACUUCAUUCAAAUCUAUAAGCUAUCAUAACACAGAGAACAGAAAUGAUUUUGUUGACCAUAACAAACCAUUUAACAACAUCAAAAUUAUAUAAAACAUCAGCAAAAGUGAAGCUACUUAGAUUGAAUGUGAGACCUAUAAUAUGUAAACCAGAUAUUUAGAUUUCCUAAAAUGCCGUCUUGCAAGUGCAGGUUGGAAAUAUAACAACCUGCCAAGCGAUUUAAAUUGACAACAUCUAAUCAGUUUUUAUAGAUGAUUUCAAAAAUAUUCAAACAUUUUAAACAUAUUUUAUCAAAUAAUUAUUCAAAAAGUUACAAAAAAAAAUAAUCUGUAUAAAUCAAAUGUGGUUUGAUGGUCUUAGAGACUGAGUUGCAGUGGGGAAAUAUAGUAGUAAAUUGGUGGUAAAAGGAAAUAUUUUCACAAAAAGAACUUAAUGACCUUGUAUCAAAUGUGUUUUUGUUUCUCUCAAAUCAUAGCACUAACACAGAUAUUUUAGGGUCAAAGAGACAGACAGUUACUUUACAAAGGAUGUGAUCAACUCUGGUAGUAAUCUAAAGAUUUUGCUAGAUUGUCAGUGUGAUAGAGGGACAUAGAUCUAUCAAAUAAAUUAAAUUUGUUACAAAAAGUAAAAUCUCUGUUCAAUU
This is a messenger RNA of Mercenaria mercenaria, 2558 nucleotides long. RefSeq names its product E3 ubiquitin-protein ligase TRIM71-like. The transcript is spliced from 2 exons. Gene Ontology annotation, molecular function: zinc ion binding. Lineage: Eukaryota; Metazoa; Mollusca; Bivalvia; Venerida; Veneridae. The record is from RefSeq and is a predicted model, not a curated record. The coding region runs from base 178 to 1944 and encodes 588 amino acids.